Molecule: messenger RNA, 1990 nt
Organism: Phasianus colchicus (ring-necked pheasant)
Lineage: Eukaryota; Metazoa; Chordata; Aves; Galliformes; Phasianidae
Gene: SSR2
Product: signal sequence receptor subunit 2
Cellular component (GO): endoplasmic reticulum; membrane
Source: RefSeq, a predicted model, not a curated record
CACACAUUUUCACCACGGACCCCUCGAGUAACGGUGAGUGGCAGCCCUUGGGGACAGCACGGUGCCCACAGAGCAGCAAUGAUGGGGAUGAGUUUGUCCCCACAGUCCUGCCGGGGACACCGAGUGCUGAGGACGUGCUGUACUCCACCAUCACCAUCAGAGAGCACAGAGGGGAUGAAGCUCCUGAUUCUUGCUGUGUUUGCCCUCUUUUAUGUGGCCCGCUGUGAGGAGGGUGCCAGGCUGCUGGCCUCCAAGUCUCUGCUCAACAGAUAUGCAGUGGAGGGCAAAGACCUCACUCUGCAGUACAACAUCUACAACGUUGGCUCCAGUGCUGCUUUAGAUGUGGAGCUGUCGGAUGAUUCCUUCCCUCCGGAGGAUUUUGGCAUUGUCUCUGGGAUGCUCAACGUCAAGUGGGACAGAAUUGCUCCAGCAAGCAAUGUGUCCCACACUGUGGUUCUGCGGCCUCUCAAAGCUGGAUAUUUCAACUUCACCUCUGCUACCAUCACCUACCUGGCACAGGAGGGUGGACAGGUCGUGGUUGGUUUCACGAGUGCUCCUGGGCAGGGAGGAAUCCUGGCUCAGCGUGAGUUCGACAGGAGGUUCUCCCCUCAUUUUCUGGACUGGGCAGCCUUCGGUGUGAUGACUUUGCCUUCCAUUGGGAUCCCACUGCUGCUGUGGUACUCAAGCAAGAGAAAAUAUGACACCCCCAAGACCAAAAAGAACUGAGAGUGGCCCCAUGGGCCCGGCACCCCCAGAGCUCAGAAGAGAGCAGACAGAACAGCACAGAGCAGCAGGUGUGUUCAGAUCAUCAUCAUCAGCUCCUGCAAAGCACUGCAUUUCAGCCCUGUUGGUGAGAGGGAUCCCCUGCUGGCUCUGCUGGCACUGCUGUGCUUUUUUUUCUCGAUCUUAUUGCAGUGAAGAGUUGCUGGUUUGGGGUUUUUUUUUUGUAGCUCUGGUGAAGAUUGAGGUGUGUGGAGGUACGGAGGAUUUUGUAAUAAAUACCCUGAAAAUAGCCUGCCUUUCUGUUACUGGGAGGUGCCUCCAGGAGCAGCUGAGGGGUGUGCAGAUGGGAAAAUAAAUCCAUACAUUAUUCCAACAGGAAGAAUAGAAGAGGAGAAGCAGUGGAAGUGUGGGGAGCAGAAUUGGCUUUGCAGGGUUCAUUCCUUUUCUCCCUGUAGGACUGGUACUUGGCACGAGCUGGCCCAGCCACUCCAGGCUGUCGUUCAGUGCUUCCCUGCUGUGAGUGAAUCCCACUGCAGCUCCGGGUUGGACGUGGGUUUGUGCUUUUCCUCUGGAGGUGCUGUGGUGUGAUGAGGAGUGUUGCAGGAGGCAGGAUGAGGUGGGGAAUGGGGAGCCCUUGGAGACCUCUAGGGCACGUGGGGAAACUUCUAAUUCACCCAAGAGCAAAUAGGGGAGGUCUGGAAGUACUCUAGAGUGCCCUAGAGUACAGUAGGGGGUACUUGGAAGUGUCUGUUGUGUCCUAAGGGAUGCCUACAAGAUCUGGGUAUCUCUGGGGUACCCUGAGAGCAGACUGAGGGGGUCUCAGAAGCCUCGAAGUCAUCCCAGAACACACUGAGGAGCUUUGAGAGUUCUCUAGGAUGCUGUGAAGUUACCAAAGCACGGACAAACAAGCUCCAGCAUUGCUGCUAAAGACAACAAGCAGGCAGAUCCCAGCAGCGAUCGGCGGAGUGGAGGGAAAAGGAAACAGCAGAGCUGGAAGUGCACAGCUGAAGUUCCUUCUGGCACACGUUUGUGUGCCUCCGGAUCCCACACACAGGAUUUGGGAGAUCACUGAAACUGAUCUUUUAUUUUUUUUUUUUUCCAAACAAAAAUCUGCAUUUUCAUAGAUAUCACGCAGAGACAAAAUCACAGCCGCGUCACCGCAGCAACCAGAGAGGAAGGCGAAAUCUCCGUUUUAACAACUGUUGGCAUUGCAAUUUUACUAUGGGGAAAAAAGGACAAAUCACCUUUUUUUUUUUUUUUCUCCUCC